AUGGUGCGGAGAGAAUAUGGAACAGAGGUUGAUAAUCAGAAGCGACGGCAAUCUCGCGACACUCAACCUCACCGAAGACCGCGUACUGUGAAUCCACCAACAAUUAUGCGGUACCACGCCUCGAUUCAUAGAUUCAGUGUCCAGCAUGAUCCCAAUAGUAUGGGGCGGUUCAUCGUUCAGCAUGAUAUGUCUAGUCGAUCUAUGUCGGGUAUGAAUACCAGAAACACGCGAUCAAAGUUGGCAGCUCCUUGUUCGCUCGCUUCUAGCGUGAACGAUCUCACUCCGGACGGAUCGGUCGUUCGGAACACUCCGUACAUCUUCACAUCUGGCAACGUUAAGCGGGCGGGAUUCAAAGUUGAACGUAUUGGCAAUCUUCUUUUCUCGUAUCAAGAAACCGGGCGAUUUGAAUCGCCUGCGUACAUACCCUCGUUGCUACGGCUUCUCGAGACCUGCAGAGAGGGUUGUUUUGUUUUACGAGGGAAACCAUUGGACCGACUUCGGAGGUCUAUUGUGACCGACCUCAAGUUUCUGGCGUAUCCAGAUGCUUUCGGCGACGAGUCGUCCGGCAACAAUGCUACGGGCGCCUGGGCCGAUGACCUACGAACCGUGUUCCUUGUUGCUCCUCGGUCAUGCAUUCGGUUGGCCAGUUUCAUACACGAGCAUCAUGGCGUGAACAGCCGCGAUAUUGUGUGGGGUAAAACUACAGCUCUAUUGGAUUACCUGCGUCGCAGGGCCGACCCCAUAUGGAUAUCGGGUGCAGAGGCUGCAGUAAAGUGCAGCGACCAUGAGGCAAUUUACAUUAGGCCUUUGAUCACGGAGUUGCGGUCUUUACCACUGCCAGAAUUUGGGAAGGAUUUCGUUGCCGCGAACAUUCGAACAUCAUUUCCCCUGCUUCCACGUUCCGUACUUGUCGUCAUCAAAUGCGCGACCCAGAUACGAGGUUCGAAUGCAAUCAUCCCGUUUUUGGUCCGCUAUUGCAACGCCCAAAAGAUGAUUGAGGAGGUUCUAUCUGCUUCCAAUCUUGGUAGCCGUUGUUGGUCCACCUUUACUCCUCCUAUUGAUGCGACUAGGCAAAGGCCACUCGGUCGAGACAUUGUUCAAGCGCCUAUGCGCCAUCUUGUUUGUACAAUUGCUAGUGAAGCUCGGGGGAUCCCGAGCUUCUCCCAUUUCCGUAACCUUGUCUUGGCACAACUUUCGCUCGCGGACCUGGUUUCCUUUCGCGGUGCCCGUGACGAAGCAAGUAGGAACCAAAGGUCUUCUUGCUCUUAUCACGACGAACGGGUUCCAAAGAUGCCCGCCAAGACCAUCGUCAAGUCGGGUAUACAUGUCCUCGCGAAUGAAACUUCUUUACGGGGGACCGGUCUUCGUUUUGGCUGCCGCCUGCUAACCAAGAUCCAUCCGAAGAGGCAGUUCAUUCUCAAUGUUUCGUUUCGUCGUGCCGUCACCUCCGCCCGAGAACCAUCAACGGCAUCGUGA
Molecule: messenger RNA, 1476 nt
Organism: Guyanagaster necrorhizus
Lineage: Eukaryota; Fungi; Basidiomycota; Agaricomycetes; Agaricales; Physalacriaceae
Exons: 10
Coding region: 1-1476 (491 amino acids)
Source: RefSeq, a predicted model, not a curated record